Molecule: messenger RNA, 1985 nt
Organism: Scophthalmus maximus (turbot)
Lineage: Eukaryota; Metazoa; Chordata; Actinopteri; Pleuronectiformes; Scophthalmidae
Product: actin-binding Rho-activating protein-like
Exons: 3
Coding region: 557-1099 (180 amino acids)
Biological process (GO): positive regulation of Rho protein signal transduction
Molecular function (GO): actin binding
Source: RefSeq, a predicted model, not a curated record
AAGAUAAAGUGUUUAUACAAACAAGCUGAUGUUGUCCGCAGAAACAAAAUCACAGGCGUUCUACGACUUAUCACAGACACUUUAAUAUUAUUUCCUUUAAACCAAUUUAUUCAACACGCAAAAGUAACCUUUUUGGGGGGUCAUGAAUAGAUGUCUAUAACACAGUUGCGUGCAUGGAUAAGUCUCUUCUCCUCUCGGGCUGUAAUCUGCUUUACUUCAGAGGCAACUUGUUGUCCCCGCCCUCUCUGCUCACUGAUUGGCUGUGCAGCAUCUUCUCUUAACGGGAAUUGGCCGAGAGAGAUGUCCAUCACAGGGGGUUUGCCUCGGGACAGAAAGGUAUCCGCUCUGUUCUGCUACUGUCAGCACUGCUGCAGUAGUGAUGAGUUGAAUUAGAUGGUUUCAGUUGAACCACGGGAUUGUUUUGGUUUGGGGUGUUGUUUUUCUUCUUCUUCACUUUGGCUACAAUGAAAGACUGUUGCAGGUGAAGUGAGGAUCGGGUGUCUGACAUAUCAUAUACAAAUCUGAACCACCAAAAACUCCUCAAUAACCAGAGCCAAUGAUGGAGACAAACAGCCAGAGCCCCGCCACCAUGGAAACUGAAGAUGACGCCCCAGCUCCUGCUCAGUUCAGCGACGACACGGCAGCGUGCGUUGUUUCUGUGAAAGGCCUAAAGGACAACUGGCAGAAGUGGUCUGACGAGCGCCAGGAUUACCAGAAGCACAAUCCCUUCAGUCACGACACCAGGCCCAGCGUGGUGGUCCCUCAGAGGGGGCAGGACGACUACGGGAGGCCCCUGCAGGGCUCCACGACGGAGCAGCGGGGGAAGGAUGCCCACACGCACAUUGGCAGAGAGGUUCAGGAGCUGUGUGAAGUGAUAAGGAACAUUGGGGAGCCGAGAGACAGCGAGGGGGGUGAUAGCAGCGGCGAUGGGAAAGUGGUCUGUGUAGAAUUUGGGAAACUGUUUGAGCGUUACGUGACAAUCUCUAAUAAACUGGUGGGGGUUCUUCUGCGAGCGAGGAAGCAAGGGCUGGUUAACUUUGAGGGGGAGAUGCUGUGGCAGGGGAAGGAUGAUCAAGUAAUUGUCACUCUGUUACAGUGACCUGACAUUUAGGUUAGUGUUGAUGCCUUGAUUCAUGUUCUAUCUCCAGUUAUUAUAGAGCUACUUCAUGACAACACUCAUGGCAGUAAAUGAAUAGCAUGGACAAUGCACUACCUCUACUUCAGUCAUGUAAUGGUCCUUUUGGUUAGAAAAAAAAGCUUUUUCUUAUUUACACAACCAAUAACCUCAGUGGCUGAUCAUUCUCUCCAUGAUACAAACACAAACAUCUACUCCAGUAUGCAGAUACAUGCAGGAGGCAGAUAAAAUUGUGUACACACUUUUUAAACACAAGUUUAUGCCAAACUAAAAGUUUGACUAAAUACUAGACAAAAAUUUUAACUUCUCAAGAAAGAUAUGCGGGACAUGUAACGUGGGUCCAGUCUAUUGUUGUCCACCUCUUUUAAUGUAUUUACAUUAUUUUAUCAACUAGAUUUCUUUCAGUUUAGCUAAACUACAUGUUGUCUAAAUAAAUUGUGAACAGUUAAGAGCUUUUCAAUGUGGGGAACGUGUAGGAGUGAGGAGCUGAAGUGAAGUCAGAGUGGUUAAUGAGAGUGAACCUAUGCUAAAGAGAACAUGAGGCUCCCCGUGACAAACAAUAUGGUGCUAGAGGAUGAACUUGAUCCCACUUGGCUUCGGUGUUUCAAAGUGUGUAUUUAUUACCAGUGUGCUUUUAAUUUGGGGAAACCUUGUUUCCUGCUUGUACCUCAGAAUACCUGAACCACAACGAGACAGUACAAUAAGCUAUUAGGUUUGAGGAGUUCACUGUAAAAUACUAUGCACUAACUGAUAGAUGCCAUAAUAUCUGCUGCUGCUAUUGCUAAGUGCACGUGGCAAUGCAAAUAAAUGCAUUUCCCAAACAUGAGCUGUUGUUGAUUAUUUAGCAAGC